Molecule: messenger RNA, 452 nt
Organism: Paramecium octaurelia
Lineage: Eukaryota; Ciliophora; Oligohymenophorea; Peniculida; Parameciidae
Source: the annotation of a GenBank genome assembly
AUGCUGAUGAAUAAAGCAAUUGAACAUGAAGGGGAAUUUAAUGAGCAGGACGAAGAGGAAGAAAGUCUAACUUUGGAAAAUAAUUUAGCAAAAUAAUCAAUCAUAGACAUUGGGCAAAUUAAGAAUUUUGAAGAUUUUAAGUUGGUUUUAGUCUAAUUGGAUGAGCAAAGAAUACUAACUUUAAGAUAAUAGAGUGAAGAAUCUAUGUAAUGUAUAUUACUAAAAAAGAUUGAAGUAGGCGUAAAUAUUGGAUGAUAUUGAAUUCAUAAAAAAAGAAAAGUAGAAAGAUCAAAUCCAAUAUAUACAAAAAAUAUUUUCUUUGGUGCCUCAAUAUAAUGCUAAAUUAUAAUAAAUUUCUAAUCUGAAAACAUCAAUCAGAGGACAAUUAGAUAAGAUAAAAAGGAAGAAAAAAAUUGAUUGAUAAAUAAAUUUUAUGUUAAUUAGAACAAGAC